Pteronotus mesoamericanus is the source of this 396-nucleotide messenger RNA. Its product is annotated as 60S ribosomal protein L30-like. Lineage: Eukaryota; Metazoa; Chordata; Mammalia; Chiroptera; Mormoopidae. Gene Ontology annotation, molecular function: structural constituent of ribosome; RNA binding. Gene Ontology annotation, cellular component: cytosolic large ribosomal subunit. The annotation marks the transcript as partial. The transcript is spliced from 2 exons. The record is from RefSeq and is a predicted model, not a curated record.
CUUUUGGUUGGGGCCGUCCCGUACCUCAGGCAGGGAGAUGGUGGUUCCAAAAAGACAAAAAUGUCACUAGAGCAGAUCAUUUCUAGGCUCCAACUUGUUAUGAAAAGUAGAAAGUAUGUGCUAAGGUACAAGGAGAUUUUGAAGAUAAUCAUACCAGUCAAAGCGAAACUGGACAUCCUCGCAAACAACUGUCCUGACUUGAGGAAAUCAGAGAUAGAGUACUAUGCCAUGUUGGCCAAGACUGGUGUCCAUCACCACAGUGGCAAUAAUAUUGAAUUGGACACAGCGUGUGGAAAAUACUACAGAGUAUGUACACUGUCUAUCACUGAUCCAGGUGAUUCUGAUAUCAUUAGAAUGCCAGAGCAGACUGCCAAAAAGGAUUCUGAAGAGACAUAG